UUAUUUCCUAUUGUUCUAAAAGUCUAAAAUAUAUUACGAGGAGGGACAAGUACCAUUUUGUUCCACCAGCAUUUGAUUUAAGUAAAAGUUGUUUUAUUCGGGUUAUUUCACCUGUAGUGCUUUAGAAAAAUCGACCAUUUUUAAGAUCCCUACUUUCGUUUCGUCAACUCUGUGAAACAUCUACCAAACAAAGUACAAUGGCUGAAAAACCGAAACGUCCUCUGUCCGCCUACAUGUUGUGGUUGAGCUCUGCCCGCGAACAGAUAAAGAAGGAGAACCCCGGUAUCAAGGUGACAGAGAUCGCUAAGAAGGGCGGUGAGCUAUGGAGGGCAAUGAAGGACAAGAGCGAAUGGGAGAACAAGGCCGCCAAGCAAAAGGAUCAGUAUUAUAAACUUGUUCAGGAGUUCGAGCAGAAUGGUGGCAGCAAGGACGCCGGUAAGAAAAAGAACAAGACUGCAAAGAAGGCAGCACCUAAGAAAGGUAAAAAGAAUGACUCUGAUGACGAAGACGAGUCCGGCGAGGAAAGUGACUAAACUAAUAAAUACUGAAGUAAAAUAAACCAAAACUGAUGA
Malaya genurostris is the source of this 572-nucleotide messenger RNA. RefSeq names its product mobility group protein 1A-like. The record is from RefSeq and is a predicted model, not a curated record. Gene Ontology annotation, molecular function: transcription cis-regulatory region binding. NCBI's taxonomy places the organism in Eukaryota, Metazoa, Arthropoda, Insecta, Diptera, Culicidae. The transcript is spliced from 3 exons. The coding region runs from base 198 to 533 and encodes 111 amino acids.